Coprinopsis cinerea okayama7#130 is the source of this 1641-nucleotide messenger RNA. RefSeq lists its product as hypothetical. The record is from RefSeq and is a predicted model, not a curated record. NCBI's taxonomy places the organism in Eukaryota, Fungi, Basidiomycota, Agaricomycetes, Agaricales, Psathyrellaceae. The transcript is spliced from 3 exons. The coding region runs from base 1 to 1641 and encodes 546 amino acids. Gene Ontology annotation, molecular function: protein binding.
AUGUCGUUCAAGGGGUUCAGUCCGCUGCCACCCCUCCACACUCGCGCCGUUACCCGCGAGGACAUCUUCAUCGCCCGCCCAUCGUCCAGUGCAUCCGUCUCCUACCUGAGGGAGGCAAUAGCCUCAAUCGACGCAAAAAUCUCGCUUCUCAUCUCGCAGAGGCGGGAGCUCGAGGGCAAACUCGAGCAAGAGGUCCGGAUGCAAUCCCCCGUCCUUCGCCUCCCCAGCGAGUUAUUGUCAUCCAUAUUCAUCAUGGGCGUCCUGGGCAUGGGCGAUGAGGACCCCGUAAUGGUUCCUACACUGAUGCUUGUAUGUCGGUAUUGGGCAGAAGUAGCGCUCAACACACCUCUCCUUUGGGCGAAGAUCUCAGUCAGCCCACAUGAUUCUCUGGAAAAGGCCAGACGGAGAAUAGAACGCUCGAAAUCGUGCCCACUCGAGAUCUCAAUCAACUUCAGUCACCGACACGAACACGGUCCCAACGCCACCGACCAGAUCGUUAGCGCGACUGACUUGUUUGACGCCGUGCUGUGGAGGACCAAGACGUUUACGCUCAUCGUGCCCAGUCGACAGUUGGCGCAUGCGGCUUUAACGCGUUGCAAAUCCGACGCGCCUAUCUUGGAAAAGCUCACCAUCCAGGUCCACUAUUCGAUCCAGGAAGACCGACACUUCACCAAGGCUACACUACCUCUCUUCAAUGGCUGCACACCGCGAUUACGCUCCUGUUCGAUCACCUCUUUCAACUUUGGGUGGGAUCUCAACCUCAUGGCACGGCUCAAAGUGUUGAAGUUGGGAGGGUACUACAACGGCCUUGCACCAUCAGCCAACACCCUCCUCUCGAUCCUGCGCCAAUGUCCAGAACUUGAGGAAAUCGCCUUACGCAACCUUUCCGACGUCGAUUCCAACCCGUGCUACUCAGGGUGCGGUGACCAAGAAGCCUCCCUCGUCACCGCGCAAAAGACGAUCCACCUUCCUCGACUCACGAAAGCAUCCUUCUAUUAUGCCGGAAUCGCAAGACAGAUCAUGACGUGCAUCUCAUGUCCCAACUUGGAAUGGCUGGAACUCUGUUACCUCGAGAACGUCUCCAACGUCAUCCAGGUUCUCUAUUCUCAAGCGUUGACCAAGCUACCCCUCCGCUACCUCAGGAUAGAGAUGUGUCUCUUCAACGAGAUCAAGUUCAUCGAGUUUUUGAGACGAGCGCAAUCGCUGAUCACCUUGGAGUUGGUGGAUUUGGAGGACGUGACUUGCAAUUUCCUCAGGGGGUUGUCUACGUCUUCUCCGUGGGUUUGCCCUCGCCUCGAGUCCGUAUCGUUCGACGGGUGCACUUACAUCGACUGGGAUGCCCUCCGCGGUUUCGUCGAGUCUCGCCUUCCACCUAACCCCCCAACCUUCAAACGUUAUCACGCAACGACAUCAUCUAUCGUCUCCUCGGCUUCGGAGGCUGCAGCAGCCUUGGCCAAAAGCCGUAUCGCGCCACGAGCCAUUGCCCACCCAGCAGCGCAGCCCAAACGCAUUCGAGCCAUCGACGUGACAAGGUGCCCUCAAAUCAGCAAGGAAAUGGUUCAGUGGCUGCGAAUGUACGUCGCCGAAGUCAAAUGUGAAUCUGCGAAAGGAGAGGCGCAGUGGGGUGUGGUGACAACAUGA